Marchantia polymorpha subsp. ruderalis is the source of this 1130-nucleotide messenger RNA. The record is from the annotation of a GenBank genome assembly. NCBI's taxonomy places the organism in Eukaryota, Viridiplantae, Streptophyta, Marchantiopsida, Marchantiales, Marchantiaceae.
AGUCGUGGAUUAUGAGAAGUGGGUGGCCUCGGAGUUCUGCAAACCUUCUGUCUGCGACCUGACUGCUGCUGUAAUGAAGAAGAAAACUUGUACAAUCGCUCGGCUUCUGGCUGAAGUAACUGGAAAAGGCACCACCGUGGAUAUCCAAGAUUUGAUUCAAAGGGCGACAUUGGAUGCGAUCGGAAAAGUGGCGUUUGGAGUAGACUUUCCCUCUCUGCCAUCUGCUCUUCCAAAGCCAUGGCCACAUAUCGCGUUCGCUUCGUCUUUGGACUUGGCCACCAGCAUCGCGGUCAAGCGCUUCAGUGAUCCUUUCUGGGAGCUCAAGCGUUACUUGAACAUCGGACCUGAGCGCCAAAUGCAGGUAGUGGAUGGGUUUACCUUUAGCGUGACUGCUGACAGAAAAGCCGAGCUCGAGCAUCUUCAUGGGCAAGUCUACGAUCUGGCUCACGCCGAAGGAUUACUGCGGCAUAUCGUCAUCAACUUCGUGAUCGCCAGUCGGGAUGCUAUUGGGGUGACACUCACGUGGCUUGUCUACGAGCUGAACUGUGAGAUCUGGAGACAAUUCGAAUGUGAAUGUUCGGUGGAGCAGUAUUGGGAUGUCCACCUGCAAGACGAGGACUACAUUCGCUGGAUGGACUCACAAAUUCACCCCAGGGACAUAGAAGAAGACGACACACUUCUAGGAGGAGACGUCUUCAUAAGCAGCCAGAAAGGAAACGUAGUCUUCAUUGCACCAUAUUCUAUUGCUCGAAUGACGUCUAUCUGGGGUCCGGAUGCUGCACUGUUCAACCCAGAUCGUUGGCUGCAGAGUGGCAAACUGGAGCCACCAUCUGACAGCAAGUUCCUGACGUUCCAGGCGGGUCUUUAUACUGGCGGUGUGAAAGAUUUGACUUUCCAGAGUUGCAAGGUAGCAGAAGCUAUUCUGGUUCGGUUUCUUGAAUUUAUCCGCGCGUGUCCCGUCAAUAGUCCUCCCGAAUAUCGUAUUACGUCCACCUUGGUGAUGGAGAGCGGCCUUCAAAUGUAUCCUCGUUUGAAGGACAAAAUUGGAGCUACUAUUCAGUAGCGAUGUUAGUUGUGGAGGAACGCCUGUUAGUUCCAGUUUGAAUAGGCUUCUGGUUGGUGGUUACAUG